Molecule: messenger RNA, 1945 nt
Organism: Leptopilina boulardi
Lineage: Eukaryota; Metazoa; Arthropoda; Insecta; Hymenoptera; Figitidae
Product: embryonic polarity protein dorsal-like
Exons: 1
Coding region: 39-1373 (444 amino acids)
Source: RefSeq, a predicted model, not a curated record
CCGCAUUUUGGUCAUUAAGAAAAGCGUUUACAAAAAAAAUGACCGAUCACAGUGCCUUCGAUAAAUUAUUAAGUGCCGAUAAUAAUACUCUUUUAUCACAUUUUAAUCCAAAAAUAUCGCGUACAAUCGACGAAUAUAAUAAUAAUAAUGACGAUCUCAAUUUAAAAAGAUCACAAGAAAAAUUCUCAGCACUUCGCGCAUUAAAUGAUCUCUAUAAUGUUCGUAAUAAUUUACAAUCACAAAAUUCAAUAGUCCCAUCAAAAUUAAAUUUACCAAUUAAAAAAACAAUAUCCGAUAAUAUUGAUUUAGAAAAUAGUAUAAUGAAAAAUGAUCCUUUAAUUGAAAAUUCAUCGAAAAAAAUUUAUGAAUCCACAAAAUCACAAUGGUUUAAUAAUAAAAAUAAUUCUGAAAUUGGCAAAUGGGUGGAAAAAACACAAGAAUUUCAAAAAAAAUCCGAAAAUAAUCACAUUGUCAAUAUUGAAAAUGAAAAUAGUAAAUCAAAUGAUGAGCGAGCAUUAAAUGAACUUUUAACACAAGUCGCUGAAUUAGAUCAAAUUUAUGCCGAUACAAAUACAAAAUUAUUAUCAAACAAUGUUGAUUUAAAUUUACAUGAAAUUGACAUUCAUGACAAUAUGACAUAUACGAGUUUACAAAUGGCAAUGAAAAAUCCAAUUGAAUUAUUUGAUUUAAAAAAUAAUGAUAAAGAUGAUGAUAAUGAGAAACGUAAUUAUGAUGAUGUGCCUAUUAAUAGUCCAAUUAUUGCCAUUAGUAAUAAUAAUAAUAAUAAUAAUAGUAAUAAUAAUGUGUCAUCUGCGAAAAGAGAUGAUUUUGAUGAACGAUUACCGCCCUUGCCACCAAAACGUAUUCGAAAAACUCCCUCGAUGCCAGUUUUAUCAGUAGCAAUGGCGCCAAUAGAAGUUGAUGUCGCAUCAUCAUCAUCAUCAUCAUUUAGAAAUGAUGGUGCUCCAAAUAAAAAUCUUCCUUCCCCUCCUGGCACAUUGCCAAAACAAGCAAAGCAGGGACUGUUCUCAAAGUUGUUUGCUAAAAAGCAAAAAAAAGAAAGAGACACGAUGAACAUAAAACAAUUGCCAAAUGUCAGUGAUAGUUUAACGUCCUUGAAGAAUAACAAUGAUCAAAUUGCAAUGCAUAAUAAUAUACAAUUGCCACGACCAAGUAUGACAAGUAUAACGAGUGUUAAAUCGUUAAAAUUUGAUGGUGACGAAUCACCGCCUUAUGGCAUUGAAUUAACAGAGGCUGAAAAUUAUGCUCUUUACACUGAUAUGGCACCACACGCGACUGCCUCUGAAUUUGAUGAAUUGUCCUUUUAUUAUUCACCAGUUGAGGGCGGUAAAAUUUUCACUAAAGAAACUUGAAAAUAAUAAUCAAAGCUGGGCUCUUGAAAUUAACUCAAAAGAGUCUUUCAUUCUUCUCGAGUUUACUUACUCGAUGAGAAAAAAAAAACAUCUUGAAGCAAUUUGUAAUUUGUUUGUUCCAUUAUGUCUCUCAAAAUUUAAUGAUUAGAGAAUUUAUAAAAUGUUUGAAUUUCCAUUUAGCCGCGAAUUUUAUAGAGAAUUUUUAUCAAAAGCAAAUUUUCAUUGUAGAGAAAUUUUAUUUCAUGGAUUUAAAAAAAAAAAAAAAAAAAAACUUCUUCUAUAGACAGAGAUUUCUUUUAGCUGCAAAUUUUUAUUUUUCAAAUUUAUUUUUGAAUGGAAUUUAAAUUAACACACAUUUUUUAUUUAAUAGAAUAUUUAUUUUAAAGAAUUCUAUCGAAUAUAAAAAAUUUGAGCAAAUAAAAAAUAGAAAUAGGAAAUUUUUGCAUUUCAAAAAUUUGAAUCACUUAAAAUUCUUGUUGAAUGAGAAUUUUUUUAAAUUGAAAUUCGAUUAAUUUAGAAUUUUUUUUAGCAAAAAAUUCUGUCAAUUUUACUAAUUUGAAAAAAUUAAAAUU